AUUAAAAUAGACAUUUCUUUUGCUUGCAGCUGGUUUCGUUGUUUAUUUUUACAGCCCAGAAAUAGGAUAAACGAAGGAGAUCUUCGAUUUUCCCAGAUUUUCCAUCUACAUUACAUGAAGCCUGGGUGAUCUAUAAAGUUAUUGUAUAGCAGGUAAGUUAGAGUGCGAAUCUCUGACAAAAUGACAGGCAAUAAGAAUAAACACAAGUACAUGGGAGGCAAAGGUAUUGGACUGAACAAGUCCAAGAAAAACAAUAAACCUAAGAUGUCAAUGCGACGUCGUCCACCUGUAAAUAGAAGGUUGCGUGAUGACAAUAGGAGGCACUACUCCCCAGAAAGAAGACGGUAUACCGAAAGGUUCUAUCGUCGUUCUCGUUCUGGCUCACGUCCACGUUCAAACAACACUUUCUGUGAUUACAACGGUGGUAAUGAAAGUACUUUUGUACCAGCAACUGAAUACAACCGAGAACCAGAGAUUCAACAAUUCAACAACCAUCACAACCAUUUCUCUCCGCCCCCUAGAACCGAUCAAUCAUCGCAUUACUCUGAGGAAGUCGGCUAUGUUCACCAAGACGUUCACCGGAACUUCGUUUUGAGCCACCGCCCACCGAUCUAAUUAGAAGCGAGGAAGAAAGAUGGUCAGAAAGAGAAGAUUUUAGGAAUCAGGACGUCCCGGAGAGUACAGAUUUUCGGAAUAGAUCUCCACCGAAAGCAUGCACACCCAUUCCGAAUUUCGUGUCCCCGGAGGAAGGUCAUCCGAUGGUGCCGUCUUUUAACGGUGAGGAUACCAAUUUGACAUCGAGACAGUGGGUGAAAAUCGUGGAAGAAAUUGGCCAGGCGGAGAACUGGAACUGCCAGGACAAGCGAUUCCAGAUGAUCUCGAAGUUUGUGGGAACUCCGAAAGAAUGGCUGCUGAAGCAAGAUUGUUUUGGUGAAAACUGGAACCGCUUGAAGAGGACGUUUGUACGAGCUUUUCCCUCCGACAUGGAUUACCAUAAUUUACUUAAACGAAUGGUCAUACGUACGAAGACGGACAGCGAGACGUAUAGCAACUACUUCACGUUUAAAACGAUGCUGUUGAAGAGCUGCAACAUUACCGGUCGAAAAGCCAUUUCUUGUUUAAUAGGAGGAUUCAUGGACGAGGACUUGAAGAAUCUUGCGUACGAUCAAAAUUUUGAGACGGCAGAGGCGCUUUAUAGUUUCCUAAUGAAACAAGAGCAAUUCAAAAAGUCAAGACCAAAACCACCGGAAGAGCUGAUUGCUAACUUUUCGAAGGUGUGCUACGGCUGCAACAUGAACGGGCAUUUGUUCGAGGAUUGUUCGGAUAAUCCUAAGAAUAAAGUCAGCGGACACGUGAUGAUCAACCCCAAGAAUUUUGUGGAUGUAUGGAUAAAUGGAUAUUCGGUGCAGGCAUACAACGAUAUAAGUAGCCAUUUCGUGAUGAUUCGCGAGGACCAGGCGAAGUCUAUGAACAUCAACUACAAGUACAAUACGAAAAUGAUAUGUGGAUAUAAAGGAAAUCCGGUGACGACAUUGGGAGAGGUCAGUAUCGCCAUUCGCGUGAACGCUGUGACGGUGAAUAUCGAUGCUUUCAUCGUGCCGAGCAGUGCAGAAGAUUUCGGCGUGAUCUUGGGGGAUAAUCUGAGGAAUCAUCCAGACAUUUGCUACGAGGAGAAUCCAAAUUCCAUUUCAUUCAGUUCAGCUGUGAUCACGCACACGGAACGCUCUUCAUUUUCAAUGAACGAAGAGCUCAUGAAGAAUAUUAAUGACAUGAAUGGUUCGAGCAAAGGAGUACAACGGAAUCGCCAUCAUCGAGGAAAACCCGAGAAGCACGAGAGGCAACAGCAAAGCCAAUUUGAGCCACCGUUUGGCUCAUCCAGUACGAGUAGACAUUAUAGAUAUAACUAAGGCAAUCGGAUUGUUCUACGAACAAACUUAAUAUACGUAACUGACGUGUAAGUUUACAUAUUAUUGCGUUAUCAUUAAAAAGAAAAUAACACAAAAAAAGUGUAUUUAA
Molecule: messenger RNA, 2016 nt
Organism: Nicrophorus vespilloides
Lineage: Eukaryota; Metazoa; Arthropoda; Insecta; Coleoptera; Silphidae
Exons: 3
Coding region: 759-1907 (382 amino acids)
Molecular function (GO): zinc ion binding; nucleic acid binding
Source: RefSeq, a predicted model, not a curated record